Messenger RNA from Pelodiscus sinensis (Chinese soft-shelled turtle), 2218 nucleotides. The record is from RefSeq and is a predicted model, not a curated record. Lineage: Eukaryota; Metazoa; Chordata; Testudines; Trionychidae.
AUGGCGUCUGUAUCCAAGUUUGGCAAAGGUUACUUGCUGGAAAUGAAAGUGAGGGACCCAGCACAAGCUGAUCUCAUCCAUGCGGAGGUUGUACGCGUCUUCCCUCUUGCAGCACGUCAGGAACGGUAUUCCUCUUUGAUGGUCUAUAAGAUACCAAUGGAAAAUGUACAGUCCCUGUCUCAGGCCUUUCUCAGUUUGGAGGCAGCUAAACGUACCUUUGACCUGGAGGAGUACAGCCUUUCUCAGUCCACUUUGGAACAGGUGUUCUUAGAGCUUUCAAGAGAACAGGAGGGAGAGGAUUUUGCUAUGACUCCAGAUAAUACAGCAGAACAGAAACUCCUUCAACAAGAUGAUCAUUAAAGCUCUGCACCAGUGCCCUGUAUCGCUAUUACAAAUGCUAUUAGCAUGUCCAAUUACAUACUACGUUAGAGCCAGUAUAUCAGUAUGGUAAUGAUAAGGCAGAAAAGUUCAGCUAGUCAUCAUGACAAAUAUUUUUUAUGCCCACAUUUCAUUUUUGACCAGAGGAUACAGUGUGAGACAUGGAGCUGAAUUAGAAAGUGGGAGCUGAAUUAAAAAAUUGGACCAAAAAACGGUUGGCCACCAAUAACAAGAAGAGAGAACUCAUGGGCAAAAUCAGACUGAUUCCAAUCUAUAGAUACCACAAGGCGGAAUAGAAGCCUAAAAAGCCACCUGUAUAGAAAUGUAAAAGGGAUAUCACACUUCUCACACAAAUACAGUGGAGUUUUCAAUUAAAUACUAGUGGUGAAGUGACUGCAUGUAUAAAACCCAUCGGCAGGAAUUCGUGUAUUGCAGUGAUGAGCAAUGAACAGAUGGUUGGAUAUACUAGGUCUGAUUUUUCUUUGUAGAUUGAUGAUGGUUUUAGUCCUCUCCCCGCAGCUAAAUUAUUUAGAUUUGCACCAGUGUAAGUAAGAGCAAAAUCAGACCUAUAAUCAGUUUCUUUCUGCAAGUGUCCUGGGUUUUUUUCAGCUUCCCUUACCUAAUGCAUGGAGGGAUCUCUCGUUAACUGAGCAACCUUCUUAACAGUCCAACAGAGAGGUCACCUCUGUAGGGAAGCACAAGUGCUUUUAUGGGAUUAGAAUGGUCAGUCCACCAACUGAGCCUGGUGGCUUUUAUACUAGUCUCAACAGUCUACUAGAGUGAUCUCAUUACUGCAGGAUUCUUUAUAUUGUUGGACCUUCAGGUGACUCGCUGCGAGGUAUGUUCAAUAUGCGAUACUUAGAAACAUGUUCUCAUCUCGGAUGUUAAUGGUAGUUCUGUUUGGCUGUUCCUUGACAUGCCACUUGGACAUUUGCAGAGGACCAGGACUGAUGUCAAAGGGAUAUUGCUUCUUCAGCUUUAUUUGUAGGAGACAAUGACAAAAACUUAAGAAGCAGUGCAAUACCACUGGUACUAGUAGUAGUACUUGUGUGUGUGUCACUGAUAAAUUCCUAACUCCAACUUCAUACGGAUUAAAUUGUUUACAUGUGUAGCGAAUACAAUCCUGAUAGCUAUCAUCAGUAUCAACUGGAAUUGCUGCCUGUUCUGAAUUUCCUAGAUGUCUCUCUCUUCCUGAGACCUUAAAUAGCUACAACUUCUGGCCACACCUUCCUCCAUCUCUACCUUAUAAUCCUUUGAAUCAUGACUUGGCCUUGCUGAGUCACACAUUUGUGGCCUCCAGGUCGACUGUUGCGAUGGGUUGUACCUGCCAAGCAACACACAAUGGCAUCAGCCAAGUGCUUCAAACACCAGCUACCCAUUGUGCAUGGAGUCCCAGGCAAGGAUCGAGGGUUGUUUUUCAACACUGCCAGCAAGCCUCACAAGGUGUUACUUCUUGCGCUACAAUGGCAAACUCCCUCAACAGAGAAACAAAAUGGGUGAGGGAAGCCUGUGUAAGUGGCCAAAGAGUAUUUCUCUCACCAGCAGAAGUGGGUUCUUAAAAGAUAUUUCCUUCCCCUGCCUUGUCUUGCAAAUAUUCCGUGGACAACAUCACCACAACACCAGUGUAUCCCUCAACAGAUCAAUUGCUUGGGAGUGAUGGAAUACUCUACACCAGAUCUGCUUGUGGCUUAAGAAAACUACAACUCCUGAUGGCUUGUAUACUGUUGUCAGUCAUCAAGUAUGCCUAUUGUGCGUUAUCCAGCAAAAAAUGUCUAAUACCAGCUUGUUUAUAGGAGAGAGUCUGAAAAAAUAUUGCAAUAAAGUGUGGUUUGAUGUGUUA